Molecule: messenger RNA, 6315 nt
Organism: Porites evermanni
Lineage: Eukaryota; Metazoa; Cnidaria; Anthozoa; Scleractinia; Poritidae
Source: the annotation of a GenBank genome assembly
AUGUUAAGAGAGUUUAAAUCUAGAAGCAAGGCCAAAGUUAUUCUGGAAUCAGGUUUAUUCAUGCUCAUUUUGUUGUUCCUGUUUGUUGGAAACUCCUUAACACCCCUGGUUAUGUUGUUAAACCGAGGAAUGCGAACAAUUCCAAACAUGUUCGUGGCAUCACUCGCCGUCUCCGACUUAUUACUAGGAGUUUUGAGUGUAGGCCCUUUACGCAUCCCUACAUUAGUGACUUCUCAUUGGCGUUUUAAUGACACGAUCUGUCAAUUUCAAGGUUUCAUUAUUAUUACGUUGGUUGUUGCAUCGAUUCAAACAAUGGUCUUAAUGGCGGUGAACAGAUAUUUUAGAAUCGUCAAAUCGACAAAGUACCGCCGUUACUUCACCAAGACGAAAACCCUAACUAUGAUUUUUGUGACAUGGCUCUAUUCUAAUUGUGUUCCACUAAUUCACUUGCUAAGAGGGAAAAAAAUGAUCUUUCAUCCCGCCAAGUUCUUCUGUUCUUUUCCAAUCGAAAGCAGUGCAUUUCUGGCCUAUGGUUUUCGGCUUUACGUAGGGAUUCUUACUUGCGUUAUCAUCUACUGCUACUUUAGAAUUUUCACAACAGUUCGCCACCACAAUAACAAUUUUCCUGGCAAUCCAAUAAGCAUGGUAAACGUAGAAGAAGUUAAGGUGGCUCGCACCAUAUUCGUAGUGGUGGUGUUUUUUAUUCUGUGUUGGAUUCCAGUCUUAACAAUUGACCUUGUGGACACGGCUCGCCAAAAGUGGACCUUCCCUCCCGAGGCUUACCUGGCAUAUACAUUUAUGGCCACAAUAAGCAGCGCUUUGAAUCCCUUCAUUUACGGCGUGCUCAAUAAGAGUUUUCGCAAGAAUUAUCUGAAGGUACUACGUUGCAGAUGCUGCCGUUCUCAAGCUGUCGUAGAGCCAUUGACUAUGCGAGUAAGAGCGAGUGUUGUCGCCAUGGGACCAUUGCCUUAAUUAAAAGAUACAGAUGGAAACGAAUAAGCAAUUUAGAUUGUGUCACAUUUAACUUUUCUUACCUGCAGUGUGACAGCUGGCCUGAUCUAUUUUCUUAUCUCAACAUUGCAUGAGUCUCGAAUAAUCAUCUUGCAGAGGUCGGCCCAUGAAGCAUUUUAUUUGUUGCAUAAAAAUGUAAUUAAAAACUGAAUCAUUGGAUAAUGCAAUUCUAGAGCUCUGAUCGGCUUAGCCAUCACUGCAUAUGAGCCAGUAUACCAUGCUCUCCAAAUAUGGUAACUGUAUGCGUCUGCUCAAAACUAAAAACUUGUCUUUACAAAUAAAGUCGGGAAGAAUUCUCGAUAUUUUGUGGACGUUAUUAAUAAAACAAUUAUUCCACUCCCUCUUGUUGAAUAUGAGAUGGCUAUAGCCCACUCGGCGCUACGCGUUGGCUAUCUACCAUCUCAUAUCAACGCGCACUCGUGGAAUAAUUGUUAAAUAUACAAUAAGGGUUGGCCAGGGGGAUUAGUAAUAUACCAUUAUACCCGAAAUGAAUUUUGCCAAUUUACAGGAGCAUUACUUUGGUUGCUGCCUCGAUUCACACAUUGGCCGUUUUCACACUUGAGACUGACUAUCUGCAUGUUCAAAACCCGUCAAAAUUGACGGACAAACAGACAGAAAAAAUCAGACCAAUUUUUCGUCCAAAAUUAGAACCGUUCCGUUUUCACAUAAAGACUGAUUAUUAUUCAAAGGAUAACCCGUCUGAGGCGGAUGAUCCUCUCUCGUGUGAAAACGGUCAUUGGCCUUAAUGACGGUAAACAGGUGUUAUAGAUUCGUCAAACCAGCCAAUUAUCGCCGCUAUAUAAUCACCGAGAAGGAACCCUUAGAGAUGAUUCUUGUGUGGUGGCUUUAUUUCAUUUGCGCCUUAUUUUAUCCUCCAAUCGAAAACAGUGCAUUUAUGGCCUAUGGUCAACAACUUUAUCUACAGGGUUUCCAAACAAACUGCAUCAUCUUUUAUCGUUAUCUUAGAAUCUUCAAAACCAUUCGCAGUCAUAACAAUUUUCAUCUAUCUGGUAAUCCAAUGAACGCAUUAAACGUAGAAGUUAAGGUGGCGCGCACUGUAUUCGUCACAGUGGUAUUUUUAAUCUGUGUUGGACAACUUUCUAAAGAUGGAUCUUUGUUCCUGAGGUUUCCAUCGCAUAAGCGUUUCUGGCCACUUUAUGCGACGUGAUAAACAAGACAAACAAGAGCUUUCGUGAGAAUUGUUUGAAGUUGCUACGCUGCAGGUAGUCGGCACUACCGGCGUAAUUAAAUAAAUAAAUAAAUAAAUAAAUAAAUAAUCACACCUUCGGAAGCAAGUAAUUGUCUCCUGAGCGUUAUAAUUGAACCUACAAACAACCGACAUAAGCAUUGAAAAAUUGUUAGGCCUAAUUGACAGUGUUAUUGUUGGAGGAGGAGCUUUGAUGGGGACUAGGUGAUUCCUUCAACAACAUAACCAAGUCUUUGUGUUCAUCUCGAACAAAGUUUUCACAGUGACUAUCUGCAGGAUCGCACUCUCAAGUAACCAUUGCUGCACCUCGUUUUAAUAGUUGCCAAUAAAGCCAUCUGCUUAACCCAAAUUGAUGCUUACGGAAGUCUGAUUUUGGAUUAUGAAUUAGCGCUUACAAAUUCAAAGUGACAUAGUAAAGGUAAGAGAUUGCUAAUUUAUACUAAAAAACUUAACCGAUUUUGAAAACUAUUUUUAAAGCUUUCGGUGUUUACCUUAGGUAACAGGCUACAAAUACAUCUUAGCUUUGUCGAAGUCAUAGGGUAUUGAUAGUGUACAUUAAUUUGUAAAAAUUAGCAUAACGUCGAAACAGUGAAACAAAAGUUCUUGACACUGAAAGCAACCCGUUUUUUAAAAGCAAUAAAAUAAUAAUUUCCUGUUCGUCAAAAUACCAUAAGGACACACCGCUAGUACGGAUUCAAACACUACUAUUAAUGAAAGUGAGUAGCGGAAAGCCUUAUCUUAAUUAAUGUUUAGUUUGCAUGUCUAAUUUCCUUGCACAUUUUCCCCUUUCCUCUUACCUUUCACUUUUAUUACCUUUUCUGUUGUCCUAGUCACUUAUCUUGCGUUUGAAUUUUGUUGUUACUUCCAUCAACGGUUACUUCUGAAGAUUUAUGUAAGUGUAGCAUACGAAACGUCGAGAUAAAAGUUGAAUUUUUUUCCGCAAUGCGUUUUUUCCUAAUGUUUAUCAACGCAGUUUGUGGGUUAUUUCUUACAAUAAAAUAGUUCAAAAGUGGAAAGUGUUUUUCAUCCCAACUGAACUUCAUCAGCCACUAUAAAAAUGUGAUUUUGAGAAUGAAUAUAUCGAGAGAGCUGAAAAAGUGUCUGCAACUGUCUCUAUUCGAAGAGGGCAGGGGUCGGGGAAGGCUUUCGUAACCGGAUCUCAAUUACCUCCCAUCAUUUUCCUACCUACUUUUGCCUGUUUUUGAAGCUCUUCUCUUGGCAAAAAAUGUUGUUAUGACCCAGCUUUUCAUUGUGAGUUUUGGGGUAGACCAUUUUCACUGGUAGUCUGAUCUGAAAAGUCACCCGUCUCCUCGCCCCCCUCCCCCCCCCUCCCCCUCAAACCGGCGGCAUCAUCAUCAAUCAUCAUCAAUCUUUAUUUAUACACGAAAUCGUAUCAUUUUACAUGGUCUUCCUAGGAAUCGUGUUUAAAACUAGACUAAAAUACUCUAAGGAACUAUUGACUAUAAUGCUAAAAAUACAAAAACUUACAUUACGAAUAAUAAGAGUUACAAUGGGUCAUGGUGUAUUAGAAAAAUCUUUCCCAUCAAUUGAAGUUUUAAAAACAUUUAAACUAGGCAGUUUUCUAAUCUCUGAGGGAAUCUUGUUCCACAGAACAGAUCCCCUGUAGUGUAGGCUCCCUUUUGCAGACUCAGUUCUGGGUCUCGGGACAUAAUAAUUUAACUCAGAAUUUCUAAGAUUGUGUGAAUGUACAUUUGAGGUGUUGGCAAACCCGUUGGGGGUAGGGCGAAGAGACGGAUGAUAUUUCAGACUAGUUAACUUGCCAAGUUGCAUUGAAAUCAAAGCGAUAGCAUGUAGCACACCUGCCUGGUGCACCAAUCGACUCACUCUUAAUAUUGUUCUGCCUGACGUUUAAUUGCACAGGUAGCCCAAGCUCACUAUGAGAGCCCUGAACAACAUUAUCCUAUUUAGCUAAUAAACUAUUCAUAACGGCAACAAUUAUAAGACGUUGUAUGAGAAUUACCCUAUUUCUCCAUAAUUGAGCGAAACAUGCAUUAAAAGAUGACAAUAUAGUUUCUCUCUACUGUCAGCUCUCAAAAGGGCAUUAAACAGUGCCUAGGAGGUCUGAAAUGCAGCCUGAACGCAAAGAAAAACAAGAAGACGCUAAAUGUAAGCUUCAAAGCAAUAUUCAAUGCAAAUUUUGCUAAUUUAGUGAGCAAAGAAUAUUUCUCAUACAACGUCUUACAGUUUUCUUGCUGUAAGAAUGAUUAAUUAACUUAGAAGGGUAGUGUUCUCGGGUUCUUGGCAUUCUAAGAGGCCCGAAAAGAAGUCAACACACAAAUAAACAUAAGAAAAUACAAAAUGCAAUCUUAAAAGGAAAAGUGCAUGUUCCUCUCAAUUAUAGAGAAAUAGGGUUAUUAUCAUACAACGCCUUAUAAUUGUUGCCGUAUGUUGCUCUCAUAGUGAGCUUGGGCUAGCUCUGACGUUCGUGGCAGAAUCCACUUUACGUGUCCCCGAGAAACACCUGCCCCUCGUUGAUUAAAACUAAGCUAUAAAACUUUGAGCACGAGGACUGAAUAUUGCUAAAGGUAGUUGACAAUAGUCGAUCUCGGAGCUCAGUUUUAUAAGGUAUUAGUUUUAAUCUACAAGGAUUUGGAUACUGCCACAAGGGAGCUGCUGUUUCAAGAAAACCUAAACGAACCACAGGUAACUGAAAUCUCUUGUUACUCUAUUCCACUUUGUGUAUUAUAUACCCAAAUAUCAAUUGUGGUUCUAUUUUAAAUCCUUAAUGUAAUAUUUGGACGGAUGAUUUUUCUAGAUUUUCUACUGCAAAGUAAUAGUAACACAAGUAAAACACGACAAAAAAGUCAAAUUUAACGUAUGUUUACACGCAAUAAUUUUUUCAGUGGCAGAAAUCCAGUUCUCAAACUCAUUAAUAAUUCAUUAAGAAAAUACAAAGGAAAUUAAUGUUUAAUGAGUGUUUGGAAAUCGGAUGAAACACUGCUUAGUAUUUGCAUCCUUAAUUUCUCCUUCAAAAAUGAUUUUGUUUGAGAAGAAAUAUCAAACAUUCGACACAGUGUUUCAUCACCAGAUGAAACACCUCGAAGUUCGUCAAAAAUACUCCGCUGCGCGUCGUAUUUUCAACUCUCUUCUCGGUGUUUCAUCUGGUGAUGAAACACUGCAUCUCCUGUUUGAUAUAUUACUUAAACACUCUAGUUCAUAAAAUUAACGAGGUUUCCUUGUCAAGUUUUCCUUUAAAGAGAUUCUUCAUAGUGGGCGAGUUAAGACAUCAGUUGUAAUCCUUCCCCUGGCACAAUACCUCGGCUCUUUCAGUGAACUCUUUUAACCCUUUGUGGCGUAUAUUUUUUCUUGCUAGAAGGAACUGAUUGACGCUUAAAAAAAUGGAUUCCACAGAGGACCAACUAGCAGAAAUGUUAAGAGAGUUUAAAUCAAGAAGGAAAGACAAAGUUAUUGUGGAAUCAGGUUUAUACGUUCUUAUUGUGUUCUUUCUGUUUGUUGGAAACUUUCUUACACUCCUGGUUAUGUUGUUAGACCGACGGAUGCGAACAAUAGCAAACAUGUUCGUAGCAUCACUCGCUGUUUCAGACUUAUUGUUAGGAGGUUUCCUUGCAGCGGCAUUACUCAUUCCACCAUUAGUGACUUCUCAUUGGCCAUUUAACGAUACAACCUGCCAAUUUGAAGAUUACUUAGCCAUUGCAUUGUGUUUCGUUUCGAUUCACACAUUGGUCUUGAUGGCAGUGAACAGAUAUUACAGAAUCGUCAAACCAGCAAAGUACCGCCACUACUUCACAAAGAAGAAAACCGUUAUCAUGAUACUUGUGACAUGGUUCUAUUCUAUUUGCGCUCCACUAAUUUACAUGCUACUUGGGAACAAAAUGGUCUUUCAUCCUUCAAAGUUCUUAUGUUGUAUUCCAAUCAAAAACAGUGCAUUUUUGGCCUACGGUAUUCCGCUUUACAUAGGGAUUCCAACCUGUGUUAUAGUCUACUGCUACUUUAGAAUCUUUACAACAGUUCGCCAUCACAAUAGCAAUUUUCAUCUCCAUGGCAAUCCAAUAAGCACGGUAAACGUCGAAGAAGUUAAGGUGGCUCGCACCAUACUUGUUAUAGUGGUGUUUUUU